This is a messenger RNA of Dreissena polymorpha, 2218 nucleotides long. Its product is annotated as glutamine amidotransferase-like class 1 domain-containing protein 1. The record is from RefSeq and is a predicted model, not a curated record. Lineage: Eukaryota; Metazoa; Mollusca; Bivalvia; Myida; Dreissenidae. Bases 1 to 714 code for a protein of 237 amino acids. The transcript is spliced from 7 exons.
AUGUCAGCGCCCAGCUCCGCAUUUUAUACAUUCUCAAGAUGUCAGCGCCCAGGCAAUCUUGUUUAUUCGUUCUCAGUUCGGGCAAAUGAAGGUGUGACAGCUCAGUCAUUCAACUCUGCAUAUUAUCUUCUGAGUUCAAGCUUCAACAUUCAACUCACUUCACCAGGAGGAAAGCAUGUUGAGUAUGUGAACCAAGAUGAGAGUAAUCGACGUUGGUUCAAUGAGUUUCGAGCCAAGGCCAUGUCCAAUCCUAUUGGCCUAGAGACAAUUGACGCCGCCCGGUAUGCAGCCCUUGUCCUGCUGGACAGCCCGGGCGCCCUGCAUGACUUGCAUGGCAACAAGGACCUCAAACAGAUACUCACAUACUUUGUUAAAGAAAAAAAGCCCAUCUGUGCCAUAGGCCUUGGGGUAGCAGGCCUUUUUCCCUGUAUCACAGAUGGAGUAUGGUGUUUUGAAGACUACAGUCUAACCUGUACCUCCGUAUUUGAGCUGGCAAGGAGUACAGACUUCCCCACUCUGCCCCUGAUACCCGAGGACUUCAUUAAGGACCACGGGGGAAAAUACACAUGCAGCGGCGAGCCAGACAGUGUGCACGUGGUGAUAGACCGGCACGUGAUUACCGGUCAGAAUGUGAUGUCCACCAUCACAGCGGCCCAGAACCUCGUGCUCAUGUGCAGUCAGAGGGCGACAGACAGACAUUCUCCGCGGGUAUAGAGGGACGCCGCAAGUGAAAUGAUCGUUUGAAGAAAUUCCAUAAGAAAACAUGAUAGUUAUAGUGUGUGUUUUCGUGAUCCAAUUACAUUACACGUAUGGGAGAUAAACAGUGAUUUGAAUAUUUUUGCAAACACUGAGUUAUCCCCCGUCGAAAGCGUUCUCCAUGAAAAGAAUGACAUGAUACGAGACUGGCACAAUGAAUUUGUUCGUCCUUUCACCUACAACUGACCCCGGCUGACACAUUUUUCGGUAAAGCGUUCGUUUCAUGGUUAUUGCUACUUUUUAUUACAAUAUGUAUGAUAAUAUCUCGAACGAUAAGAAUUUCACGGAACUGAUUUAACAAUAUAAUGUACACGGCACGUAACCAUGGAUGUAAGUUUAUUGCGAUGAUUGUACCCACGCCAAUAGUCUGCGGGGUAUACUUGAAUUACUCUGUCGGUCGUUUCGUUGGUUUGUUGGUCAGUUAGUACGUCACGCUGCACAUAAACAUGUAUGGUGUCGCGAACCAGUCUCUCAGUUUUCUGUGUAUCAUUAUGAAACUUCAUAGAUAUGGGUCGAAUACAGUUACGAAUAACAAGAGGUAAUUACUCGUGUAUUUCGCGAUAUUGUUUGCAGAGAUCUGUGCCCUUGAACUGAGGCAAAUUUGGAUUUGAAUAAUUAUUUUUUCAAAAGUGCAUGGAAGUGUUGUAUAUUCUGUGUAGUUGUGCAAUACGUUUUUGUGUGUAUACGAAUGGGUUAUUACGUGCACUUCAACUUAGGAAAUUUAUUUAAUAAACCAACUCAAAUCUUUUUGUAUUUUUUUGUAUUUUUUCGUGAUCAAUGUGAAGUAGCGCACGACAAAGUUUUAAGAGUAAUUAAGAGUAAUUUUAAUUAAGUUUUACACCUGCUUGAAUGAGCCUUUGAGGGGACAUUUUUAGUUUUUUUUUAUAGUUUAGUUUUGCUGUUAAUUGUUGUAAUUUAUAGUUUAGAAAUUGAGACUGCUUUCUUUGAUUUCAUCGGGGGGGGGGGGGGGCAUGGUGGACGUCAUCUAUCAGAAUAAUGUUGUCAUCGUUUCAUAUUAUAAAUUAGCGAAGUUGGGUCUGUUCUGUUGCUCGUCAGAGGCUGUUUGCAAGAUAUUUCAACAGUUGCACUAAUACAUAUUAAUUAAAUGUUUGGGACCUAUCUGUGUCAAUCCACUCUAUAUCAUAACAUCAACGUAUGGGAAGGUAGGCAGAUUUGAAUAAAAGCCAGGAAAAGAAAGAAUCUGUGAGAGAUUGAAGGUGAUCGUGAUCAUGUAUUGAUACAAGAAGUUUGAGGAAGUUAUUUAUUAGUUGAAUUUCUUAUAUAUUUAUUAUCUAAUUGUUCAAAUAUAAUGUACAGUCUUUAUACUGUAUUGUGACUUUUGAAGUUAUGAACUUUUUCCCUAAAAAUUGUAUUAUAAUUUACAAGACUAUGUGUAUUUCGGUUUUCGUCUUAUGUGUUGUAUGUAAAUGCAAUAUGUAUGUACAUAUAAAUUUAGACUUAU